Messenger RNA from Sphaeramia orbicularis (orbiculate cardinalfish), 1106 nucleotides. Its product is annotated as leucine-rich repeat, immunoglobulin-like domain and transmembrane domain-containing protein 3. Gene Ontology annotation, molecular function: protein binding. Bases 45 to 1106 code for a protein of 353 amino acids. The record is from RefSeq and is a predicted model, not a curated record. NCBI's taxonomy places the organism in Eukaryota, Metazoa, Chordata, Actinopteri, Kurtiformes, Apogonidae. The transcript has 6 exons.
GAACACACCACAGCUGUUUGACUUUGUGCCUGCUUGGACAGAGGAUGUACGUGCUGCUCCUUGUCCAUGGACUCUUGUCCUGGGAGUCCCUUCUGUGGACCGUCCAUGCUUGUCCAUCUUUCUGUGCCUGUGACUCUGGGACACGUGGACCAGACGAACCCAGGUUGGUGCACUGCAGUGAUCCCAGAAUCUCGGCUGUUCCCGUUCACGUCCCAGCUGACGCAUUCAAACUGAGGCUGGAGAAGACUGCGAUCUCUCGGAUUCCGCGGGCAGCCUUCUACAACCUGUCGCAGUUGAAGUUUUUAUGGUUGACCUACAACUCCAUCACAUCCAUUCACCCCAGCAGCUUCGUCAACUUGAAAGCCCUGCGAGAACUGCGUCUGGACGGGAACCUCCUGAGCACCUUCCCCUGGGAGGGGCUUAGGGAUAUGCCCCGCCUCCAGACCCUAGGCCUUCACAACAACCGCCUGUCCAGUUUACCUGCCCACGCCGCUCUGUUCCUGUCCAACAUCACCUACCUGGAUGUGUCCAGUAACAGGUUGACCAUAUUGCCUGCUGAGUUGCUGGACCUUUGGUUUCCUCUCCCAGGACAACAGGAAAGUUCAAUACAAAGAAGAAUAUUAGGUCUCCAUGACAACCCCUGGUUGUGUGACUGUCAGAUCUCCAUGGUGGUGUCCCUGUCUCUUACCCUGGGCAGUCCAGUGGUUCUCAUGGACCAGGUCCUGAUGUGCAGCCGGUCUCUGGGUCAGUCCGGGAUCCUGAUGAUGCAGACGGAGGCCUUCCGCUGUAUGAGACCGUCUGUUCAGCCGGCAGCCACCACCGUCAUCAGCCCACUGGGAAGUAACGUCAUCCUGCGCUGUGACGCCACCGGGUACCCAACCCCCACACUGAGCUGGAUUAGAACAUCUGCACACACAGACUGCUGCCAACAGCAGAUUGUUGAGAACGCUGAAGAACUGCCUCAGAGUUUGCAGAGUUUUAUGCAGGAAACUCCUCGGGUGGGACUGCGCUGGUCGAUAAUCAGUCUGAACGGACUUUCAUAUAAGGAUGCAGGUGAAUACCGGUGCCAGCGCGGAUAUGGCAGGACUAUCAGAGGCCCCCAUUAA